GUCAUCGUCAAGGCGCGCGACGACCUGCGGCAGGAGCAGUUCGCCGCGCAGCUCCUGCGCAUGGCCGCGCGGAUCCUAGAGGACGCGCGCGUGCCCGUCGUUUUGAGGACCUACGACGUCGUCGCGACGGGCCCGGACGCGGGCCUCAUCGAGGCCCUGCCGGACGCGAUGUCGCUCGACGCGCUGCGGCGGAGCGACGGCGGCUCCGCGAAUUUGUUGGAUUUCUUCUAUCGGCGCUUCGGCGCGGGGCCGGAGCUCGCGCGCGCGCGCGCGAACUUUGUCGAGUCGCUCGCGCCGGCGUGCGUGCUGAGCUACCUGCUGCAGAUCAAGGACCGGCACAACGGCAACAUCCUAUUAGACGCCGCGGGCCGCCUCGCGCACGUCGACUUCGGCUACCUUCUCGCGUCGUCGCCGGGCGGCAACCUGGGGUUCGAGGCCGCGCCCUUCAAGCUCACGGCGGAGUUCCUCGACGUCGUCGGGCCGGACUACCGCCGCUUCCGGGACCUCUGCGUCCGGGUCUUUCUGGCGCUGCGGGCCGAGCGCCACAAGCUGCUCCUGCUCGCGGAGAUGACCGUGUCGGGCUGCGACCACCUGCCGUGCUUCGACGGCCGGCCGCGCGAGACGAUCGACGCGCUCCGGCGGCGCUUCAAGCCCAAGCUCAGCGACCGCCAGGUCCGCGCCUUCGUCCACGGCCUCAUCGACAAGUCGACGAACAACUGGCGCACCCACGCCUACGACCGGUACCAGCGCGUCUGCGUCGGGAUCUUCUAA
Molecule: messenger RNA, 771 nt
Organism: Aureococcus anophagefferens
Lineage: Eukaryota; Pelagophyceae; Pelagomonadales; Pelagomonadaceae
Exons: 1
Biological process (GO): phosphatidylinositol-mediated signaling; phosphatidylinositol phosphate biosynthetic process
Cellular component (GO): membrane; cytoplasm
Molecular function (GO): 1-phosphatidylinositol 4-kinase activity
Source: RefSeq, a predicted model, not a curated record